AUGAAACAUAACAAGCACCUCGAAGCCGAAAUCUUAAAAAACGUUCGACUCCGGACGGCAUGCUCUAUCCUCCUAGCUGGUUCUCAUGAAUCCAUCGACAAGCUAGCCCAAGGAAUCGCGACACAGGCUGAACUAUUCUUUGCCAGCCGACUCGUCACAUUUCCUAUGGAAGUUUUCUGCGCUCCAUCUACGGAUGCUGACUACGAAACCCAGCGAGGUCAGAACCGAUGCAACACCGGAGAAGUCACAGCCACGAGGAAGAUUAACAUUUUCUACUAUGGACCCGCUGACUCUAAUUCCGGAGCCCUACAUGCUGUAGAGCAUAUGAUCUGCCUGGGACUCCAUCUACGAGGCGAUAAGGGGAACUUCGCAACACGCCCCGAAGGCCCUCGUAAUGGCAUUCUGCAACUCAAGCCUGAAAUGGUGAACUGCUCGGAAAGCGGCAACCUGCUCCGCAAAUUGAUGAAAUGGUCCUUCGCGCAUCCGGGCAACAUCCACGAAAAAGGAAGGACGAGCCCACAAAAGGAAUGCCUAGUCGCGGAUUUCGCAUCGGAGGUCUGGAGCGCCCGACCCACCAUUUCGGGAGUCGUCACACAAAGAGGGUCGCUAUUCCACGAAAUUUUGCGCGAUCCACCGGAUAUCUUUGCCAAACUAUUCGGAUCACUGGCCAAGGUCAUCUACCCAAAGCCCCCCCCACAUCCAAUACGACGCGGGAGGAAAACCGGAUAUGGACCCGGAGCUGACCAUCGAAGGGGUGCUCGGGACCAUAUGCCGGCCGCACAAUGCCUGGUCAUUGGUCGAAGGAAGCCUUUCCGACGACAUCAUCGCGGAAAUCAACAAAACGGCCCGCCCAAAGGUUCCCCGCCAACGAGGGCUACAGAAAUCGCGGGGAUGUGCCAGCCAUUCGUCGGAAUCAUUGCCUGGCUAUUGCCCUCCGUCCAGAAUCCGAAAGAGCGCCUGGCGAUCGAGCUUCUAAGCAAGGAAUUUGAAGAAUGGGUCAAUCGAGACAACGCCAACAAUGACAUCAAGGUCGAAAUCAGCGACUACGGCUUCCCCGGCUGCGCAACGGCAAAAUUAGAAUGUGUCGACCAGGACGAAUUCGAAGAAACGAAGAAAAGGCGAAAUUAUUCAUACCGUUGCGCGGAAGGGAGGCGACCAGAAACGAACAGCAAAGUUAUCAGAGCCCUGAUCACCGCGCCACUCGCCGCUACCAUUUGUGGCGACGUGCACGUGCCCAUGGUAAUGCAAAAGUCCAAAUCGUGGGAUCUAUACUCGAUGAGGAGAAGUGGCCGCCGAGCUGGUAGAGCUUCCCGACGCCACAUGGAAGGAAGCUACAAGGAAGAACCCCUAUUCGCACAUACACUCGCAUAUGCUGAAACAAGGCUAACGGAGGUGAUUAUCGCAAUUGGCCUGGAAAGCAAAGAGGAACACGAAGAAGGGCCAUUAUUCGCCCAAAUAAUCCAAGAUCGCCUUCCCGAGGGCGCAACAGUGGACUACAACCCGGGCGAUGGCCAACAAAACGGAUUACUAAUGAUCAAAGCGCAGCUACCCGAACCGGAACAAGCAGCCGCAAGAAUACUCCAGAUAAUCGAAAGAUUGAAAUUGGCCGAGUACGCAGGAAAACCGGAAAUCCAAGGCUGCAUCGAAGCACUGAAGGAAAGUCCGUCUGCCACAAGCGUUCUUGAGGAGUUGGCAGCGAAAACACGGCCAGGCUUAUCCGAGACACUCCCGAAAAUGAAACAGAACAAGAACCUACCCCAUCUCAUCAAACAAAUGUUCAAAUCGGCGCUCCGGACGGCAGUCUCCAUCCACCUGGCUGGUUCUCGUGAAUCGAUCGAAAAGCCAGUCCAGGAAAUAGCGAAACAGGCCGAACCCUUCUUUACCGAACGACCCGCCACAUUUCCUAUGAAAGCGGCAAAGGAAUGGCUUCCCCUGAAGAAAUCCUUGAAGAAAGUGCCUCGAAAUGCACUGACCUUCAAUAUCUUUAAGGAAGUUUUUUGCGCUCCAACUACGGAUGGUGUAUAUGAAACCGCUGUCUUCGCAAUUUCACAAGAACAAGGACCGCUACAGCGAGCGGAGAAGUGGCGCGCCGAGCUGGUAGACCUUCCCGACGCCACCUGGCUCGAAUAUUCACAAAAAGUAUUCGAAGGACCUUGUUGGGCCGCCUGCGCCACGCCCAUGGACGCCAAAGACAAGCCAAAGGCCGAGCUCAACUACAGCAAAAGCGGAGCCGAGGAACGAAUCAAGGGAGCUGCUCGCGUCAAUGUGACCAAGACCCAGCAC
This is a messenger RNA of Mesorhabditis spiculigera, 2283 nucleotides long. NCBI's taxonomy places the organism in Eukaryota, Metazoa, Nematoda, Chromadorea, Rhabditida, Rhabditidae. The record is from the annotation of a GenBank genome assembly.